Messenger RNA from Dentiscutata heterogama, 290 nucleotides. Lineage: Eukaryota; Fungi; Glomeromycota; Glomeromycetes; Diversisporales; Gigasporaceae. The record is from the annotation of a GenBank genome assembly.
CAGGUACAUCAAUUAGCACUAAUGUUGGUGCUGUAUUUGGUUCCCUAAGAUUUUUAGAUUUCUAUGUCGAUGGAGAACUUUGCUGGGGAGUUGAGCUGACCCAUGAGGAAAAUAAGUUGAAUGAGCAUGCGGAACGAUUUGAAACUGAUGGUACAUAUGCUGAUAUUCCAUUAAAACAAUGGGCAAUUCUUGAUUGCAGGCAUCAUUCAAAAAAAGUAAGAGAACUUAAACCAAACUUCUGGUAUGUGCUCUAUUCAGAUGACUUUAAAAGUGUUACUAUUAAAGCGUGA